Molecule: messenger RNA, 2731 nt
Organism: Hippoglossus stenolepis (Pacific halibut)
Lineage: Eukaryota; Metazoa; Chordata; Actinopteri; Pleuronectiformes; Pleuronectidae
Gene: dcn
Product: decorin
Exons: 8
Coding region: 298-1377 (359 amino acids)
Molecular function (GO): protein binding
Source: RefSeq, a predicted model, not a curated record
UCCUGAGAGGAGCUCGACGGCCGGACCCCUCCCUCCUUCUGUCUCUCUCCUCUCUCUCCCCUCUGUCUUCCCUUCCUCACUUGCCCUCUCUCUCUCUCUCCUCCCCUUGUUGUGACAGAGCACACCUGCUUGAUCUUGGCUGCACGCGCUCCGAGUCCAAUUACCCCAUAGGCCCUCGCAGCCACUUCACAGUCUCAUCCCCCACUCGACUGGAUUUUUGGGAGUCAAGCUCAUCUCGCCCACUUCUGCUCUCUUUGCCUCACUUUUACUGAGAACAGGCUCCCUGCUAGCAGCGCCAUGAGGUCGGCCUGUCUCUCUCUGCUCCUCGUCACCGCCUGCUGGGCUCUGCCCUUCCGCCAAUCUGGCUUCCUAGACUUCAUGAUGGAGGAUGAGGCGGGAUCAGGUGAUAUACCGGUUGUCAGAACCCCCCCCAUGCCCGAGGGACCCAAGUGCCCCUUCAGAUGCCAGUGCCACCUCCGUGUGAUCCAGUGCUCUGACCUCGGUCUGAAGUCCGUUCCUGGGGACAUCCCCGACGACACUACCCUGCUGGACCUGCAGAACAACAAGAUCACUGAGAUCAAGGAGAACGACUUCAAGAACCUCAAAGGGCUGCACGCUCUGAUUCUGGUGAACAACAAAAUCACAGUGAUCCAUGCCAAGGCCCUGAGUCCUCUGACCAAGCUGCAGCGCCUCUACCUGUCCAAGAACAUGCUGAAGGACGUCCCCGCCAACAUGCCCAAGAGCCUGCAGGAGCUCCGCAUCCACGAGAACGCCAUCACCAAGAUCAAGAAGUCCUCCUUCCAGGGCAUGUCCCACAUGAUCGUCAUGGAGCUCGGCUCCAACCCUCUGAAGAGCGCUGGAAUCGAGGCCAGUGCUUUCUCUGACCUGAAAAGAGUCUCUUACAUUCGCAUCGCAGACACGGACAUCACUGACAUCCCCAAAGGUCUUCCCAGCUCUCUCUCCGAGCUCCACCUGGAUGGAAACAAAAUCAGCAAGGUGUCCGCCGACAGCUUCAAGGGCCUGAAGAACCUGGCUAAACUGGGUCUGAGCUACAACGAGAUCAGCUCUGUGGAGAACAGCACCCUGGUUAACGUGCCCCACCUGCGCGAGCUGCACCUCGACAACAACGUCCUGACCAGCGUUCCCCCCGGCCUGCCCGACCACAAGUACAUCCAGGUGGUCUACCUCCAUGUCAACAAGAUUGCCGCUGUGGGAACAGAGGACUUCUGCCCCCCCGGCUUCAACACCAAGAAGGCCAUGUACUCCGGCAUCAGCCUCUUCAGCAACCCCGUUCCUUACUGGGAAGUCCAGCCGAUCACCUUCCGCUGCGUCUUCGACCGCUCCGCCAUCCAGCUCGGCAACUACAGGAAGAAGUAGAGCGUCCCCCCGGCGCGCCUCCGCAAGGAAGUGUGUGUUUGUAAAUGAGUGUGUGAAAGUUUUGUAAGCGUGCGAGUUUGACCGCAGCCCCACAACACUGACCCCUUACCGACACUGCCUCCCCCACAAAACGAUGAUGUCAAUAACCCGCGCACUCGUUUCAAAACCUUUUAGUGGACAUGGACCUCAAACACAACAUAUCAUUCUUAUUAUUUGCAACAGUAGUACGUACACGGCUUACAGCAAACACCAGCAUACGACGGUGGCGCUCUCACUCCCAGCACGUUCAUAGCAGAACCAGUUUAGCAAACAUCGCAAAUAAGCUCCCCCAUUCACGCCGCGGCAUAUUUAUGUGCAUAAUAUGUUGAACAUCAGAGAUGAACCCAAACCAAAAAGAUUUCCGAAUCUCUCUCUCAGUGGAAUAUAACCUAUUCCUGUUGUAUGUCCCAGUUUCUGCCUAUUGUCCAGUACGACGUAUGAGCGCGCUGACCUGUAGAGCAGGCAGCAGGGGGGUCAACUUGUGUUUUUUACCUUUAACAGCUGGUAUACUAGAAUGUACUAGAUAUUGCCUGUGUAGUAGGAACCGCAUCCGGAGUGUACCAUCAGCACGCUGCCCUCCGGGAGAGAAACAACCCAACGUUUCUAUUUGUAUUGUGCUCAAUUCAAGUAGAGAUAAAAGCAACCGUGACUUCUAUCACAUUGUGAUUUCUUGUGUUUACUUCAGUGUUGAUUUAGUUUCUGGGUGUUUUUUUUUACACUUUUUCUUCAUCACAUUCCACCCCCCACCCCCCCACCCUCCCCAGUUCUUCUCCCUGUGUGUGUGUGUGUGUGUCAUUCCCUUUAAAAAAUAAAUACAAUUUUUUAAAAAAGGUGAAAAUAGCUUCUAAAAAUGUAGAAUAAACCAUGUAUGUUUUAAACAGAAGCCAUUCCCAAAGAUUUAUAUGCAUGCUCUUAUUUUUUCUCCUUUCAACUUGAACCGGGUGCUUUCUGGAUUCUCUUGUUAUCGCGUGUAUGUACGUCUCUUAAUGUUUUUUUCUGCCUUUUUAUUUCUUUCUUUAUUUUUUUUAAGAGUACAGUAAAAAUCUGAGGGUGUACGUGGACUGGCAUGCCCACAGCACUCAUACUGGUAUGAAUGUUGUAUGUAUAGACGCUGUAUAUAAAUGCUGUAUAAAAAAAGAAGAAAAAAAAAAACCCUCUCAUCACUUAAAGGCACAAGCACUUACCAUAGCGCAGACUUAAUAUAUCAGCAAAUUAAAAAAAAAAGGUGUUUCUCUCUUCUUUUUUUGUUUUCUUUCCCCGGAGCAGGGGCUCCAGCUAAGGUGUCCUGAACAAAAUAAAAGUACUAAUGGAAAAA